UUUCGCAUUCAUUCAUCGUUUCCUCUAUACAUACUGUCAUGACCUACAGAUCCAAUUGUUGUGAAACUUGAUGUCUUCCAGAUUCUAGAUCUUGUUAAUUUUUCCUACACCGGAGAUCUGCAAUGGCUAGACGUUUUGGUCUCAUCGGCAAAUUUUUUGAGAAUUUUAAGAAUUCAUUAUUUGUAGCAAAGCAAAAAACAAAAUUUGUUGGAACAGAUCAGUUUGGAAAUAAAUAUUUCGAAAAAGAAGGAGACGACGCUCACAAUUUACGAGCGUCAAGAUAUAUCGAGGAAAGGAAAGACUUGGAUCGUUUCGACACUCCGGAAGUUCCAGUUGAAUGGGAUUCGUGGCUGCGGGGAAGGAGAGAACAUCCACCCUCACCUGAGGAGAUUGAGAGAAACUACAAGAAGAUGAUGCAGACCAAGAUCCGCGCGGACAAGCUGGACAUGAAGAAUACAGAACAAAAGGAGAGUGAGUCAUUGGCAGAGACAGAGUCGCAGACGGGGAUUGGAGAAACUGUUGUCUCAAACACCCAGAAAAGUGAGUUUCCCGUCUAUGAGGAGUAUGAAAUUACGCCAGGUUCGAAAUAUCCCAACAAGGGGAAGAGGUGAUGAGGUAACAACUACACAGAUAUUGUCUCGACCUCAGAUCUCUGCCUUGUGUUGCUAGAAAUCAUUGAAUGAAAGGCCAGAUGAGAAAUCAUAAUGUCGUGUCACUUUGUCAGUGUCAGUGAGCGCUCUGUACAGGCAGGAAGUACAAAGUCUGCUGCUGCUAAUUUGUGUCACGACGCGGUGGAAUCAGGCGCUCGUCAAUUUUUGGGCAUAUAGAGUUAUUGGAAUCAUCUUAAAGUUUGUUUGUUUGUCUUGCUUUUGAU
Molecule: messenger RNA, 874 nt
Organism: Aplysia californica (California sea hare)
Lineage: Eukaryota; Metazoa; Mollusca; Gastropoda; Aplysiida; Aplysiidae
Product: NADH dehydrogenase [ubiquinone] 1 alpha subcomplex assembly factor 2
Exons: 6
Coding region: 123-611 (162 amino acids)
Biological process (GO): mitochondrial respiratory chain complex I assembly
Cellular component (GO): membrane
Source: RefSeq, a predicted model, not a curated record